Molecule: messenger RNA, 4914 nt
Organism: Colossoma macropomum (tambaqui)
Lineage: Eukaryota; Metazoa; Chordata; Actinopteri; Characiformes; Serrasalmidae
Product: immunoglobulin superfamily member 3
Exons: 12
Coding region: 154-4344 (1396 amino acids)
Source: RefSeq, a predicted model, not a curated record
UGCGCUUUGCAUGGCUGGCCUCAGGAAUCAGAAACAAGAGAGAUCUUUGCGUUUGAGUCUGAGGACACUGAGUUGCAUUUAGCAGAAAUCUUGGGGUAAAUAGUCUUGUAUACUGGAGGCCAACGGACUCUGUGCAGGUCAGUCAGGUUUAGGAUGGUCCUUCAGCUCCAGCUGUGGCAGCUGCCUCUGCUGAUGUGCCUCGCAGGACUCCUGCUGAGUGAUAUUUGCAGAGGUGAACAUCUGGUGCAGAUCCAGGAAGGUCCAUUGUAUCGUGUGAAAGGAUAUCCAAUGUCCAUCUCCUGUAAUGUUAGUGGCUAUAGUGGGCAGGCUGACCAAGGCUUUGCAUUUUCAGUCUAUAAACCAGAUUAUCCAGAAAAGGAAAUCAGGAUGAUUAGCACAUUUGACCCACAUUAUGCUUAUAGAGUGUACAGAGACAGAGUGAUUGAGAAAAGUAUUGAGAUUAAAAGGCUGUCAAAGACCUCAGUUAUCCUGCAUUUGAAACUUCUGCAAGCAGACGAUGCUGGCGUAUUUGAAUGUUAUACUCCAAACAUCUAUGACACUUAUAUGGGAACCUACAACGGAAAAACAACACUGAAUGUGAUCGAGGACACUCUGAAGGCAUCCUUCUCUAGCCCUGCAUCUUAUAGCAUCUCUGAGGGUGAAUCACUUCAGCUUGAAUGUGAAGUCUCUAGCCAGACCAUGCAGCACACUCAUUUGUCAGUCACGUGGUAUCUCCGUGGUAACACUGAGACCCUCCCCAUCAUCACCCUGGACCGGGAUCUGACUGUGAGGCCUGGAGCAGCGUUUGAAAAACAGUACCACUCAGGGCUCAUCAGCAUAGAGAAAGUAGAAGACACCACCUAUAGACUGAAGAUGAGUCAGGUCCAGCAGUCAGCCAGAGGAGAGAUCUACUGCCAGGCUGAGGAAUGGAUCCAGGACCCAGACCGCUCCUGGAUACGGAUUGCCUACAAGAAUACCACAGGUUCCAAUGUGGAGAUCAAAGCUCUAGAGGUCAUUGAAGUGGGCUCCUUCAUUGCUGCCAUUGACGUCAGUGAAACUCUUCAGGAGGGAGAGAAGGCAGUGAUCCGCUGCAGUGUGCAGGCCCAGAAUCUUCUAGGACGUUUCUUCUCCAUCACCUGGCUGAGAAACAGCAUGGAAGUGGCCCAGAUUGGGCCCUCUGGUGUACUGACCGUAGCUAAUGAGUACAAGGAAAGAGAGAAUAAGGGUGAACUGACAGCAGUGAAGAUAAGUGAUAAUGCUUAUGUCCUCACCAUCCGACCAGUCAGGGCUGAAGACCAUGGCCAGUACCAGUGCAAAGCUACACAAGAGGAGAGAGUGGAGACAGGAAAGUUUACUAGAGGACAAAGCCAACUUUCCAGUGAAAAGACUGUGCACAUCGAAGCCAAAGAGAGUGGUCUGGCUGUGGUGAUGGCAGAGAAGCUCAUUAACAUGACUGAAGGAAAAACACUAAAGCUCACCUGCAGUGUGUCUAAAGCAAGUGGACCACUAUCUGUCUCCUGGCAACACAGGAAAUCUACAAGCAGCCCUUUCAGGGAUGUCAUCAGCAUGAAUCAUGAGGGGGUGAUGGUGAGAGGGCCGGGGGCUCAGUAUCAGGACAGAAUUGUUCGCACAUUUCGUUCCACUGCUACUGACUUCACUUUGGAGAUCAGUGGUGCUGUCCUGUCUGACAGUGGUGAAUACAAGUGCACUGUGUCUGAGUGGAACAUGGACCGCAAUGGCAGCAUAAACAGCCAGUCAGCCUUGGUUUCUGUUGAAUCCAUUGAUUCUUCUCUAAAAGUGUCCCUGAGAAGUCGUGACACAAAUGUAACUGAGAAUUCACUAAUAACUAUGAUUUGCACAGUAAAAGGACCUAAAGUUCCCUUAGAUGUGCACUGGAAGUUCAAAUCUGGUUCAGACGCUCAAAAAGACAUUAUAUGUAUGCUCCGCAAUGGGGCCAUAUCCUGUGGAAGAGAGCAAAAGGAUUAUCAGCUGGAAGCUCAAGUGCAGGAUACAAUCACAGUUUUCUAUCUCAGGAUAUUAAAGGCGAGCAGAAAACAACAGGGCACUUACCAGUGCCAGAUCACAGCUUAUCAAGAAAGUGUUCAGAAAGCCCAAAAACACUCCAAUGAUCUUGCAGUCUCUGUACAUGCUCCUGUCAGCAAACUGUCGCUCUCCAUAAGCCCCAAGGCUUAUUUGGACAUCCCAAUCAAGAGUAAUGCAAAAAUUGAUUGCUUGGUGGACAAAGCAGUCUCUAAUUCAUCCCGUUUUGCGGUAACAUGGAUAUUUGAUGCCCAGACUUUGGUGAAAAUGGAUUCGGAAGGGGUGGUCACUCUGGGACCUGCAGCCAGCAAGGAGAUAAACCAGAGGAUCAACAUGCAAAUGAUUGAGAGGCGAACCUUCCAACUGGCCAUUCAAGAGGUCAGGUCAACUGACCGUGGCCAGUAUAAAUGUUUGGUAGAGGAAUGGAUUCAAGAUCCUGAUGGCAUCUGGUAUCCACUUCAUCCAAAAUCUGUCACCAUGGAUCUUGUUGUGAAUGAACAAGCUAGUGAUUUCAGCCUAAAUAAGUCUGAUGCUCAGCUGGUGGUCACAGAAGGACAGCAGGUGGAUUUGAGCUGCUUACUGCAUACCAAUGGACUGGAUUCAACAUUUCGCUACUCUCUGAUCUGGUCCUUUGAGCGACAAGAUCAGAAAGCGCCUAUGGUACCACUUCUGACUUACAGCCAUGAUGGGCGUUUGCAGUUUUCGAGUGAUGACCCAAAGCUUCAACGCAGGCUUUAUUUCUCACGGCCCACAGUCAGUGACUUCCGUCUGUCCAUCCUGAAUUCCAUCUCAUCUGACACUGGGCGCUACCGCUGUCAGGUAGAUCAGUAUCAGCUUGAUUGUAAGGGCAAAUGGGAAUUUAAGGCAGGCGACAAGUCUGGUUUUACCAAUGUCAAUGUACUCUUAAUAGAAAACAAACUACAAGUAAAGAAAGUGAGCCGCAGUCUCAACGUCACUGAUUAUCGUGCUGGCUUCACAGUUGAGUGUGAAAUAAGCUCUCGGUCCAGUGACAAGUCUCAUUUUGAAGUGACCUGGACCAAGAGUCAGGAAGACGGACAACCCACGACCAUCUUCACUGCAAGACGAGAUGGAACUCUAUCCGACGCUUUUAGUGAUAGAAACUUGCUUUAUAGCCGCCCGCUUGCCACCCUGUAUAGACUCACUUUGCCAGAUGUUGAGCCCUCUGACAAUGGUCGGUAUCAGUGUCAGGUCGUGGAAUGGCUGCAGACUGAUACCUGGAGGGAGGUAGCCAAAGACAAAUCAGGAGAACUUUUCGUCCAUGUAGAGUCAGAGAAAAAGCCAAGUACAGGGACAUUUGUUUUGGAAAAACCUAAUUCGCAUCUUAACCUCACAGAGGGAGAGCGGUUUGUCCUUAAUUGCUCCAUUCUUGUUGAUAAAGCAGAUCCCACUUUCCACUACACUGUCACCUGGCUGUUGGUGAAGCAGGAAACCAGGACCAGUUUGCUGAAACACAGCAAGGAUGGCCGUCUGCAGUACCAAUCAGAGGACCAACAACUUAACAGCAGACUACAGUCCUCCAGGUCUACUGUGACCAAUUUUCAUCUCACUGUCUUCAACUCACUUCCAACAGACAGCGGAACCUACCAGUGCAUGGUAGAACAACACCAGCUUGGUUGUGGGGGCACAUGGGAAAGUAAAGGACCUGCCCAAUUUAUUUCAACCAGUGUCACUGUACGCAGUAUUGAGAGUAAACUACAAGUAAGGAAAGAGAGUCACAGUCUCAACCUUACUGCCCAUCAUGCUGCUCUCACGGUUGAGUGUCAAAUCAUCUCUCACUCCAGUGAUAAGUCUGUAUUUGAAGUGAUCUGGUCCAAGAGUCAAGAAAAAGACCCUCCUAUGACCUUCUUCAGGGUGAUGCGGGAUGGGACACUACACAGUGCUUUCAGAGAUAGAAAUCUGGUAUAUGAGCAUCCGAGCGCAAACCUCUACUUACUGACUGUACCAGAUGUUGAGCCCUCUGACAAUGGCUGGUACCAGUGUCAGGUUGUGGAAUGGCUGCAGACUGCCACUAAUACCUGGAGGGAGGUAGCUAAAGACAAAUCAGGAGAACUUUCGGUCCAUGUCCAUGUUGAAGCUGCUCCUAGUGAAGUCUGCUCUUCCGGAAUGAUCCUGGGCAUCCUCACUCCUCUGCUUUUCAUUCUGCUUGUGGUCAUUGUACUUCUACUGUUAAUGGUCCAGAAGACAAAGUCAGCUUCAAAAAAGCAGAAAGACUGUCUAUGGGCUGAGAAUAAUCCACUCAAGCCCUUUCCAGAACCAACAGCAGGUGAAGGGGACAGUGCCUAACUAAUCACAAGUGAUGUCUUCACCAUAUUCUAGCAGUUGUCAUCCACUGGAAAACAUGUUAACUAGGAUGCAUCAUAAUAUGAUCAGUGUAAUGUAGUGACAAUGUUGGUAAUGGAGGAAAAACAGGAAACAACAGUGCAUGUAAGUUUGCAAGAUGGAGCAAGAAUCUAUUGGUAAAAUGUGUACAGGUUGCAUAGAAAUUCUACUGCUUGUUACCAACUGAAAAAAAGCACUUUUAGUUACUUAUGAUGUAAUUUAUAUUCUCAUUUACUGUAAUUUUGCACAGCACAUUUGAAGGCUUGUUUAUGAUCAUAGUCUCCUGUUAGACUAUCCUUCAGACAACAGUAUUUUAAAGCUUCGAGUGUCAUUACUAUUGUUGUGAACGUAGCAACUAUACAGCUAUAGAUUAACUAAUUUACAUACCUUCAAUGCUUGUUUUUAUUUCAAUAGAUGACAUCACAAUCACUGAUGUACAGAAAACUAUCACUUUGAACUGCAGCAGCUAUUUAAUGUUGUCUUUUUCUAUAGUAAAAUUGUGAUAUUGACUAAGUCUAAAACCACCAAAAAGUA